Molecule: messenger RNA, 2088 nt
Organism: Saimiri boliviensis boliviensis (Bolivian squirrel monkey)
Lineage: Eukaryota; Metazoa; Chordata; Mammalia; Primates; Cebidae
Product: regulator of microtubule dynamics protein 2
Cellular component (GO): mitochondrion; spindle microtubule; cytoplasm
Molecular function (GO): microtubule binding
Source: RefSeq, a predicted model, not a curated record
CUUGGUCUGUACCGUUUUUCACAAAAAUGAAGGCCAGAUUAUCAGUUCUGCAACAAAGGCGAAUAAUCCAAACAUCUGGGAGCCCUAAAUUUAAAAUAAAUUAUAAAAUACAAAAAAUUAUGAAAACCUGGUGAAGUGAACUUGAGAAUUAACUUCGAAAGUGCCAGGUUUUCCGGGACGCUGUGGGAAAUCUGAUCGCUAGUUCAAGGUCUCAGUUCAAUUCCCUUAGGAAACUUAAACCUCGGGCUUUUUUGUAAUGUCUCAGGAUCCUUGCAGAAUUUUUCUUACAUUCCCCGAGUUUAUUAGAGUUAUGCAUUUUAUAUGUUUCUCCUCUAAGUGUCUGCUGAUAAGUUUUAGAAACCAAAACCAAGAAAUGCCUCAUUCCACGAACAAAGAACUGAUACUUGGCAUCAUGGUGGGAACUGCUGGAAUCAGCUUGCUGCUCUUGUGGUACCACAAGGUCCGUAAACCUGGGAUAGCAAUGCAUUUACCUAAAUUUCUUUCUCUGGGUAAUACAUGUAAUUCAAUAACUUUGCAAGAUGAAAUACAUAAUGACCAAGGAACAACAGUGAUCUUUCAAGAAAGGCAACUUCAGAUAAUGGAGAAGUUAAAUGAAUUACUGACAAAUAUGGAAGAACUCAAAGAGGAAAUCAGAUUUCUUAAAGAAGCUAUUCCAAAGCUGGAGGAAUAUAUACAAGAUGAACUUGGAGGGAAAGUGACUGUUCAUAAGAUAAGCCCUCAGCACAGAGCAAGAAAAAGAAGGCUCCCCACAAUUCAAAGUUCAGCAACAAGUAAUAGUUCAGAGGAAGCAGAAAGUGAAGGAGGGUAUAUUACAGCUAAUACCGACACAGAAGAACAGAGUUUUCCAGACCGUAAGGCAUUUAACACACAUGUAGAGGAAUUAAAUUUAGAUGUCCUUCUUCAGAAGGUAGAUCAUUUGCGUAUGAGUGAGUCUGGCAAGUCGGAGAGUUUUGAGCUACUUUGUGACCACAAAGAAAAGUUUAGAGAUGAAAUAGAGUUUAUGUGGCGAUUUGCUCGUGCUUAUGGAGACAUGUAUGAACUAUCUACAGACACACAAGAAAAGAAACAUUAUGCUAAUAUUGGAAAAACUUUAAGUGAAAGAGCGAUGAAUAGAGCACCCAUGAAUGGACAUUGUCAUCUGUGGUAUGCAGUUUUGUGUGGCUAUGUAUCUGAGUUUGAGGGUUUACAAAACAAAAUCAACUAUGGGCACCUCUUCAAGGAACAUCUAGAUAUAGCAAUCAAACUUUUACCAGAAGAACCCUUUCUAUAUUACCUCAAAGGAAGAUACUGUUAUACUGUCUCCAAACUGAGCUGGAUUGAGAAAAAAAUGGCUGCUACUCUGUUUGGAAAAGUACCAUCUUCAACUGUACAAGAAGCUUUACACAGUUUCCUUAAGGCUGAAGAACUAUGCCCUGGUUAUUCUAUUCCCAACUACAUGUACUUAGCAAAGUGUUAUACUGAUCUUGAGGAAACCCAGAAUGCUUUGAAGUUCUGUAAUUUGGCAUUGUUGCUUCCUACUGUUACUAAAGAGGAUAAAGAGGCACAGAAAGAGAUGCAAAAAAUAAUGACUUCCUUGAAGAGGUAAAUAAAUGAAUUUACUCUUCAGCAAAUCAGAUGUGGUCUACCAAAACUUAAACUAAUCAAAGUUGUGCUUUUAUUGUCCUUUUCUUCACUUUUGAUGUAAGGGUAUUGUGCUCAGAUUUGAAGGUAAAGGCAUGUUUCCACAGAAUGCAUUCCACUAGUAGCACUACAAAAUUAUGUUAUUUGAAGAAUCUAUAUACUAUAAUGUCAAUACAUAAUCUACAAACAUGUAUGCUUUAUAUUUUUCUUAUCAAUAAACUGCAGCCUUCAGAAUAUUUGUUUAAAUAAAAUAUUUAAAUCCAGUAAAAUGAACUUUCAUAAGUAUUGUUUCAAUUGAGACUUAAUAAAACAAAAUAAUUUCAUUAAUGUGGAUGAAAAAUGGAAAACUGAGCAAAGGGCACGAACAAGUUGUUGACAGAAGAGAAAAAAAAUGUAACUGGUAAUCAAAAGAUGUAAAUAAAAUUACAAUAAAAUACUGUUCUAGCA